AUGACGAAGUCAAAUAAUAUGUUUACUCCUCUUCGAGUGGGCAAGUGUGACCUGCAACACAAGCUGGUCCUAUCUCCUAUGACUCGCUUUCGAGCCGAUGACGGAGGCAUCCCGCUGGAAUUUGUGAAGGAGUACUACGCUCAACGGGCCUCGGUUCCAGGGACCCUUCUGAUCACAGAAGCCACCGCUAUCUCCUCCCAGGCUAAAGGGUUCUCCAACGUCCCCGGGAUCUGGAGCCAGGAGCAAGGGCAAGCCUGGCAGGAGAUCGUCCACGCCGUCCACGCCAAGGGGUCCUACAUCUGGCUUCAGCUCUGGGCUACCGGGCGCUCUGCGGAGAAGGAAGUGCUGGCUGCUGCGGGGCACGAGUUGACUUCCAGCAGUGCCGUGCCGGUGGAGCCUGACCAACCGACGCCUCGCGCACUGACUGAGGCCGAAAUCCAGGCGUAUAUCGCUGAGUACGUGCACGCGGCACGCUGCGGGAUGGCGGCGGGUUUCGACGGGGCCUCCUGCAACCGGCGUACGGAUCAGUGGGGGGCCAGUAUUGAGAACCGCGCGCGGUUCGGGCUCGAUGUGACCCGCGCGGUGGUGGCCGCCAUCGGCGCCGACCGAGUUGGCAUGAAGCUCUCGCAGUGGAGCACCUCCCAGGGCAUGGGGACGAUGCCAGAACUGGUGGCUCAGUUCGAGCACAUCAUCACUGGGCUCCGCAACCUAGACAUUGCCUACCUGCACCUCGCUAACUCGAGGUGGGUCGAGGACAAGACGCAUCCCGACAUCGACAAUCUCACCUUCGUCCGUAUGUGGGGCAAUCGCAGACCAGUGCUCCUGGCAGGUGGCUAUGACGCGGACUCAGCCAGUCGUGUCGUGGACGAGACCUAUCGUGGCUAUACCAAUGUGGCCGUCGUGUUUGGACGACUGUAUAUCUCCAACCCGGAUCUCCCGUAUCGGCUCAAGCAGGGCAUUCCCUUGCAGCCGUAUGACCGCGAUACGUUCUACAUCCCGUUUUCGGACAAGGGGUACCUCGAUUAUCCGUUUAGCAAGGAAUUUUUGGCGGCCACUGAGAUUGGACUUGCAGUGUGA
This is a messenger RNA of Penicillium expansum, 1077 nucleotides long. RefSeq names its product chanoclavine-I aldehyde reductase easA (gene fgaOx3). The record is from RefSeq and is a predicted model, not a curated record. Bases 1 to 1077 code for a protein of 358 amino acids. Lineage: Eukaryota; Fungi; Ascomycota; Eurotiomycetes; Eurotiales; Aspergillaceae. The transcript has 2 exons. Gene Ontology annotation, molecular function: NADPH dehydrogenase activity; FMN binding.